Messenger RNA from Ictalurus furcatus (blue catfish), 7812 nucleotides. RefSeq names its product cellular communication network factor 1, like 2 (gene ccn1l2). Gene Ontology annotation, molecular function: protein binding. Gene Ontology annotation, cellular component: extracellular region. The record is from RefSeq and is a predicted model, not a curated record. The coding region runs from base 3452 to 4564 and encodes 370 amino acids. Lineage: Eukaryota; Metazoa; Chordata; Actinopteri; Siluriformes; Ictaluridae. The transcript is spliced from 5 exons. Gene Ontology annotation, biological process: signal transduction.
UAUCAUGGCAUAAAACGCACCAAUAGAUCGUAAAAUAUCAAUCGUAAAAAAUCUGAUCCAGCAUUUCAAAGUAGGAUCGGUCCCGGUACCGAUACCUGUGGUGUUUCGCCUGAGCAGAUACAUCAGACUCUGUGUUUAGAUACAUCAGAAUCUCUUAUCGUUUGUUGUCAGAUACAUCAGACGCUAUGUUUAGAUACAUUAGACUCUUGUUUUGUUUGUGAUCAGAUACAUCAGAGUCUGUGAUUAGAUACGUCAUAAUCUCUUCUCGUUGGGUAUCAGAUGCAUCAGACGCUACGUUCUGAUACAUUAGACUCUUGUUUCGUUUGUGAUCGGAUACAUCAGACUCUCACGUUUCAUUGGUGGUGCACUGGACUCUCCCCUCCUCAUUCGUGAUCAGACACGUCAGACUCGUUUUGUUUCUGAUCAGCUAUAAUCAGACUUUGUGACCAGACUGUCAGACUCAGCAUCAGUCUCUCAUCUGUUUCUUCAGGAUGAAACAUAUUGGACUGUCAUCUGUUUGUGAUCAGAUACAUCAGACUCUCGUUUCAUCUCAGGAUGCACAGGACUCUCACCUCUUCAUUCGUGAUCAGAUUGAUCAGACGGUCAUUUACUUUUCUGUGUUUAGACACAACAGACCCAUCCCUUGCUGUGAUUAGAUACACCUGGCUCUCCUUUCUUCCUUUACAUUUAGACACAACCGAAUCUCGUGUCAUUUUUUGUUCUCAUACACAAUUCUUUGCUUUGUGAUCGGAAACAUCAGACUUAUCUCUUUCAUUGGGAUGGGACCCAUCAGAAUCGUAUCUGUUUGUAAUUAGAUGCAUCAGACUCUAAGUUCAUUCUUUGUCCUGCAUAGGAAUUUUUACGCCUUCGCUUGAGAUCAGAUUCGUUUCCUUCUGUUAUUAGGCAUACCAGACUCAUCUCGUUUGUGAUUAGAUACAUAAGACUUUCUUGCUUUGCGAUCAAAUCUGAUCUCUGCAAUGGGUAGAUAAACACCCCCCCCAUCCAUAAUGAGUCUUUAUUGAUGACGUAUACAUUACAGCACAUAGAAAUUCUUUUCUUCGCAUACUCCAGCAUGUUAGGAAGUUGGGUUCAGAACGCAGGGUCAGCCAUGAUACAGCGCCCCCUGGAGCAGAGAGGGUUAAAGGCUUUGCUCAAGGUCCCAACAGGGGCAGCUUGGCAGUGUUGGGGCUCAAACUCCCGACCUUCUGAUCAGUAACCCAGAGCCUUAACCGCCAAGCCACCACUGCCCCAUUGUCCAGGGUGUGGGGGCACACCCCGAGUUCCCUGGGAUAGGGUCCAGGCUUCCUGUGACCCUGUGUAGGAUAAGCGGUAUGGAAAAUGGAUGGAUGGAUGGAUGGAUGGGUCUCGUUUCAUUGUCUUAAAGUUGAUUUAAGCUAGGUCAUCCGAAAUCUACAUCCUCCCUCACCGUCUUUUUACAAUUGGUCCACUGCUAACACACUCUGGUCAGCUUAGGAAGGAUGUGUUAGAUAGCUGAUUGGUUGGAUCAGGUAUAGGUUAGAGCUGGGGAAAUGCCGAAACACUUCAGAAAGGUUACCAGGAACGGCUGCUACAUGAACAACGUGAACGACCCCCGAUGCGGUUUCGUUUGGUGGUUUCUACGAGUCCGCGCGUUCUCGAGUCCGAACGCAUGCAGAAUAUAUUUCAACGUGAAACGAUUUGAAUUGUUUGGCAUGGUAAUGAACCGAUCACCGGUUGCCAGAGUCUGGCCAUCUGUGCAGGACCAUCGCAGACGCUGAUAUUACAGAUGUCCAUCAUCCAGUAAGUCCAUUAAAUCAGCAUUAUACCACGUUACCUCAAGGGCACCGUGACAGACCACCAUUAUAUGGCUUAGAGGUGAAUGAUAUAACAUUCUGGCUCAUUAUCAACACAUAAAAUACCAUCAUUAACCUUCAGGAACCAGCGGGGUUUCAAUAAAAAUCUAUCAUUGGGUGGAGGUUCUGGUUUGAUGUGUGUAUUUCACAACAGGUAAAUCAGUGCAGUGUGUUAACUAAACGUUUUCAUUUUCUUAGCACUAUUACCUAACUGAAAGAUCAGCGUGUGUGUGUGUGUGUGUGAUUUCCUUGCUCACUGUUCUGUGUUCUUAUGUCAGAGGGGGCCUCUCUCUCUCUCUCUUUCUCUCUCUCUUUCUCUCUCUCCCUCUCUCUCUCUCUCCCUCUCUCUCCCUCUCAUACUCUCCCUCUCUCCUCCUCUCUCUCUCUUCCUCUCCCUCUCUCUCUCUCCCUCUCGCGCUCUCUCUCUCUCCCUCUCUCUCUCUCUCUUGCUCUCUCACUCCAUCUCUCCCUCUCUCUCUCUCUCUCGCUCUCUCUCUCUCUCACUCCCUCUCUCUCUCUCUCUCCCUCUCACUCUAUCUCUCUCCCUCUCUCUCUCUCUCACUCCCUCUCACUCUCUCUCUCCCUCUCGCUCUGUCUCUCGCGCUCUCUCUCUCUCUCUCUCUCUCUCUCUCUCUCUCUCUCCCUCCCUCUCACUCUAUAAGGUGACCUGCUCCAGCUGUGAUCCUCCAUAAAGCUCCAUGAGCCACACACUCACACCGGCUCUCUGCGGAUUUAACUCCAGAUUUCUAACCGGUGACUCAAUUCUCUGAGCGAGAGGUGGAACACACAGUAAAAAAAACAAAAACAAAAACAAAAACAAGGAGUCUACGGAUAUCUGACCGUUGUGGACUGACUCUGUGAAGCUGUUGCUGGAUUAAUCCUUUUUAAUCACCUGGAAUAUUCAAAAUCCGUUCUUUUUCCCCCCAGGAAGGUGAGAAAACGUUUUCUCCAAGGAGUGUAAGGAUGCAAGCGUCUGUGUGCGGCGUGCUGCUGUUGAUUCUCAUUGCUGCUGGAGAUGUGAGUACACAGGAUCUAUUGAGAUGUUUCUGUGAUGGUUAAUCUGUUUUUAUAUUAAAAAAAAAAAAUUCCUUUGACAGCGAGGCUUUUCAGCAAGGACGCAAUUACUCUAAUGAUUCUCACGUGACUUACUGGCAAACUUUGUGAUGUAUUGGUUAUAGAUGUAUUGGUUAUAGGGAUGGAAGAGAAUACGAGCGUGUUAUUCGGAUCGAACAGGUAACGUGCUCUAGAUUCACAGUGCAUUGGGACACCGAGAAAAAAAAAAAAAAAAGUAACGCGAGCGUGAGGUGGAGAUAGGUGCAUGGUUGUCAUCGGUGAAGUUCACGGGACAAAGUGUACAUUUCAGGAUAUACUUCCUUCCCUGGCGAUCCCAUCACCUGUAUGACGGCGCAAGUCCGUCACGACCUUCGUCACGAAAGCACUCUUCUGAUACGCUUCACCGUCUCGCACCUCUUUCAGACAUUUAUACCACCAGUGAAAGCGCGUCUAGGUCACGGUCGCUUUGGGAGACGGCGAGGUCGUGUUGAUGUUUUCGUAUAUACAGUAUCCUGACUCAGACUGUGUUCGCUGUGUGCUCAAAGCACGUUGCAGGUAUUGAGUAGAUGAUGCCGUGUGCUCACCCGCUCCUGCCUCCCCCUGCUGUGCUCUACCAGGUGGUGCGAGGCUGUCCGGGGCCGUGCUCGUGCCCCCUGACGCCCCCCUCGUGCCUGGUGGGAGUGAGCUUGGUGCUGGAUGUGUGUGGCUGCUGUAAGGUGUGUGCGCAGCAGUUUAACCAGGACUGCGGCCCAGACAAACCCUGCGACCACAUUAAAGGCCUGCGCUGCCACCUAGGGGCCGGAGGAGACCCGCAACGCGGCCUGUGCAGGGCCGAUACUCAGGGUCGGCCGUGUGAGUUCGGCGGACGCGUGUACCAGCACGGCGAGGAUUUCCAGCCCAGCUGUGAACACCAGUGCAGCUGCAUGGACGGCGUGGUGGGCUGCAUGCCGCUCUGCCCCCACCGCGUACCCCUGCCCGCCUGGCACUGCGCCGAUCCCCGCCUGGAGACGCCGCCGGGCCGAUGCUGCGAGGAGUGGGUGUGUGGCGACGACAAUCGCAUCGACGAAGAGCCCCGUGACACGCCACCCGCCCGGCCGCAUACGAACCGCAUCAACAAACUGCUGCACACGUUCAGCUACGUGUCCAGAGCAGGAGACGCCUUUCAAGAGACGACACCGCUGCCCGUGUCUCGAAUUCCUUUUCCGUCCUCCGAUUGUGUUCCUCAGACCACAGACUGGUCCGAGUGCUCCGCCUCCUGUGGCUUCGGCGUGUCCGGCCGCGUGACCAACACGAACCCGCAGUGCAAACUCGUCCGGGAGACGCGUCUCUGUCAGAUCCAGGAGUGUGACGCCGUGCAGACCGUCUGGAAGGGAAAGAAAUGCAGACGGACGCGGAGGUCCCGAGAGCCGGAGCGCAUCUCGUUCCGUGGCUGCACUACAGCCAGGCGGUACCGGCCCAAAACAUGCGGCUCGUGCGCUGACGGCAGAUGCUGUCGUCCGUCUGAGACUCGCACCGUACGCCUGCGCUUCCGCUGUCCCGAGGGAGACAGCAUCACACACAACAUCAUGUGGAUCCAACGCUGUCGCUGCAGCAAGAGCUACUGCAGCGCACACGGAGACAACUCGCCUCCGUCUGUUAGCCUGCACAACGACAUCCACACCUUCUCCCACUCGCCCUGAUCACACAGAAUCAUCCGCACCCCCCUCAUUAAAGGAGAUGAUUUAAAACACACACACACACACACACACACACACACACAGACUCGUACACAAUUCUGUCGUUCAGCUAAGACGUAAAUUUCGGGGUCUGAAAUUUGCUUCUUUUCGUUGUUUUUUUUUUUGCACCGUCACUACGAUGCUAAUUCAGCUAACAAAUAAGUAGUAGCAGCAUGUAGUAGUGCUAUCUCAUGCGGAACUGUUUCCGUAAGUCCACACGCAGGUAUUUAUACAGUAUCCUUUUGCUUUAGGCGACAUUGUUAAACGCUGCGAUUUCAGGAAGUCCACUCCAGGCGGUGGGAGAAAGCAGCGACGCAGACGGCGAAGAAAGCGGCUUAAUGUAUGUUUUCAGUCUCAGCUUACAGAUCCUGAUCCGAACGUGUUCUCGGACGCGACUGGCCAGAGACGAACGUGCCGUUAAAAAUUCCCGGACACCGCUAUAGAGACAUCGCAACCUCCGCCCAAGGAAGGCUUCUCUCCGAGCUCCGAGGAGCGCUGUGCUGAUGGACAUGAGCUUCCGUGCUGCGCAGACUCAGUUUCAGAAUCAGUGUUUCCGGUAAUAUGAGACACAAACGGAUGACUUCGCACACACUCUUUGCACCGGUUUAUUCAAUUUCGUUGUUCAGAGUGAAGCCGAAACAACAUCGGAGCGGGAAAUAACCAGUAAUGUGUAGCGCAGUUUGAUGCGUUCUUUGCUACGCGAGUAAAACCUAAAAAUAACAACGUUCUGAAAAACUGCUUUUUUAAAUGAUUUGUUCACUAGUAAAAAAAAAAAAAAAAAAAAUGAAUACUACCAGACACCAAACAUAUCAUUGAUAACUGAUACAUUUGAGGAAAACGUGUGUAAAUAUAGUGUUGUUGUUGUUGUUUUUUUUUAAAUUUGCCAUAAUGCUCUCCCUACGUUAAGACACAGAGCACAGAGACUGUGAUGAGAUGUUCACCAGGAAUGGAGUUCUCCAUGACUCCAUCCACAACCUCAGUGUAGAACUUGCACUUUUUCUUUAUGCGGACCUACAAAGGGGUCGUUUCUCCCCCUGCUUCACAUCCGGCAACCAGAGAACGUCUGGGAGAUCCGUGUCUGUCUUUCUGCUGAGUGUCUUCGAGUGUGUGACUUCUGCUGACAAAAACCUGGACUUCUGGAGACCAGGUCCUGCUGGGACCUGAGGUGUUGGUUGCUUUACCGUAUUUUCCAGAUUAGAAGAGACUUUUUCAUUGGCGUAGCCAGGAAUUAAGUGUAGGAAGGGACGAGGGAACCAAUUCCACCAGUGUUCAGGACCGUCAUAACAACGUUAAGUACUUUUUGACAGAAAUUCGAAAAUAAAACACGGAUUAUUGUUUCAGAAUCCAGGCAUUAGCAAAGGAGAAAUUGUUUUUUUGUUUUUUUUUUCGUUCUUCUUCUUCUUUUUUAGUACAAUAGACAUUUCUUCUGCUUCUUUGUAAAUGAAAAUUCUUAAAUCGUAAACAAACUGUGAUUGGGCCAGAUUUUGAAACGAUAACCGAACAACCGAUCGCGAUUUAUUGUUUAAAAUUCCUCUUACCGUCGCAGAUAUAGAACGACCAAAAAAAAAUAAACGACACGGACCUGUUAACGUUCUACUGAGAACGCUUCUGAUUGGCUAAUCCCGUUUCGCACCAUGACAGCGAGCAGCUCAAUAAUACGUGAUUAAACCGUGUAAAAGGGAUCGUUCGUUCGCUCUGGACUGUUAUAUGAAUGUCAUUACAGCGCAGUUAUUGUUAUUUGACGUGUCUACGAUAUCCCUUAGCUACACCUCUGCACUUUUUUUAACCCGCCAGCACGUGUUGCAACUUCCUGCGUAACUAUGUUAACAUUAGCACACUCAUUUUUGCAUUAGCGUAAAGCAGGAUUGAAUUUUUUUGUACGAAAAUCGUGCGAUUAUGCCAAUUUAAAUCCAUGUCAUGUGACCACAGGAAAUGUACAGUCGUAAACAUAGCUAGCUAAUUUAGCUCUCCGUAAAACAUGCCACUUUAGGAAAAUAAACAGCUGUGUUUAUUUCUCCUGAUUCUCACUCGUGCCUCGAAUGCUUCGAGCGAAUCUGCUGAACAUUUAGGGCAGAAUUCAUCAAUCCGCCGUAAGCUGGAACCUACAGUCCACCGUACAUAAUUAGCUGUUAAUGCCGUUAGCGUUACGUUUAUUUAUCCCUCCUUUCCGACCUCGAGCUUUCAGAUACGCCGUGUCUAAUCAUUUCUCCGUGACUCUCUAUCACAGUCGGUAGGGAAAGACGACGUGCACUAGUUUGCGAGAUUUUAGGAAGUCAGACGAGGACACGGACGUGUUCUAGCGAGACAUGGUGGCUUCACCAAGAUGGCCGUCGGAUGGAUUCAUCGGUCAGAGCGAAAUAAAUAUUGUUUGACUUAAAUACUGUAUUAUUCCGUGUAUUGUUUGUUGUGUUGUGCUUUACUAACAGACUACAGAAGUUCCGACACUUCCUCGUGUGUGGUUUUUUAAUUUUUUUUUUAAAUAUGGGUAUUUGUGGAAAAGACUGUAAUCCUGAUGAUUAGUGUGUAAGAGACUGUAUUAUUAGAUGAUAUCUAUAACAUCAAGGCUUGCUUUUCCUUUUUGUACAGUAUACAGGCUUCACGCUCGGUGGAGUGACCACGAUUUUAGAGAUUGCUCCAUUUUUUGGGGUGUAAUUACUUUAAAUUCUCUGAGCUGCUCUCUUGUGUAAGAGUGUGUAUUGUAAUCUGUGUGUGUGUGUGUGUGUGUGUGUGUGUGUGUAUGUGUGUGUGGUUACGAUGCUGGUUGAUGUUGACCUUCAGUGUUAAAGUCAAAUACAGUAAAUAAAAUGUUUAAAAGAAGCUGUUUCUUUGUUUUAUUCGUCUAGACAGACAGACAGACAGACAGACAGACAGACAGAUAGAUUAGAUUGAACAAAGUAAUUCUCAGGUGUAAUGAUUAUUUUUGUAUCAUUUUGCCAAUUUCGGGGUGCAAAUAAUUCUGGAGUUGACUGUAGAUAGAUAAAGGGAGUCAAUAGCAAAACUAUUGGCACCCUCAUAAAUGACCAUUUUAAGUACCUAAUAACACACACACACACAUAUCUAUAUAUCAAUCUCUCUCUCUCUCUCUCUCUCUCUCUCUCUCACUCUCUCUCUAUAUAGAUAGAUAGAUAGAUAGCUAGAUAGAUAUAGUGUAAUUAUAUGUCCGUAUACAUUUACAUAGCUUAAGAUAAAUCGAGUGCUUUAACCGUCUACAU